Messenger RNA from Sordaria macrospora k-hell, 1047 nucleotides. RefSeq lists its product as uncharacterized. The record is from RefSeq and is a predicted model, not a curated record. Lineage: Eukaryota; Fungi; Ascomycota; Sordariomycetes; Sordariales; Sordariaceae.
AUGACCGACCAAUACCUCAUCUGCACCGCCUGCGGCACCCAACACCCGCACAUCUCCCGCUCCUCUCUCAAGACGUGCUUCAUCUGCGACGACCCUCGCCAAUUCGUUCCUCCCUCAGGCCAAUCCUUCACCACUCUCUCUGACCUGCGUUCCUCAACAUCUCCCAAGUACAAAAACGAGUUCCACCCUUACAAGUACUCCAGCCCACAGGAAAAGUUCACCUCCUCCGCAAGAUCAAACUUAUCAAACUCAAACGGGGAGCCAAAGGAACCAAAGGGGCCAGCAACCAUCGAAGACCUCAAGCAAGCAGAACUAAUCUCCAUCACCACAACCCCCAAAUUCGGCAUCGGCCAGCGCGCCAUCCUCAUCAGAGGACUCCCUUCCGGCAAAAACGUACUCUGGGACUGCGUCGCCUACUUGGACGAUGACACCAUAAACACAAUCAAGCAGUUAGGCGGCGUGGACGCCAUGGUGAUCAGCCAUCCGCACUUUUACACGACGCACUUGGAGUGGGCGAAAACUUUCAACUGUCAGGUGUGGUUGGCUGCAGAUGACAAGCAGUGGAGGGCGAGGCUGGAUGAUGAGGGUUUGCGAAGAGAGAUUAUGGAGGAGGAAACGGUCAUCUUGGAUAAAAGCGGGGAGGAGACGGGGGUUGUGGCUGUUAAAUUGGGGGGACACUUUCCUGGGAGUUUGGUCCUUCACAUCCCUCACUCCCGCCGUUUACUCACGGCAGACACAAUCUUCACCACCCCCUCUGGUCUAUCCAAUUGGGAAGUGAACGCACUGGGGGAACCUCGCUCGCGACCCAAGGACACCAACUCGUACUCGUUCAUGUGGAGUAUUCCCAACAUGAUCCCUCUCAGCGCCGACGAGAUUGCGCGCAUGUGGGGGAUCUUGAAGAAAUAUGACUUUACGAGUACCCACGGCUUAAUCCUGGGACAGGAUAUUGAGGAGGCGGAUGUCAAAAAGAGGGUGCUGGAAAGUGUGCAGAUCCAGCUGAGGAUGAUGGGGGUGAAGGAGCAUCCGGUUUUCAGCGAGGAUAUUUGA